CACCAACAUGCCUCGAUUCACACAACUUUUCACUGCGGCAUUGGCUGCUGUGAGCACCGUCUCAGCAGGCUCAGUGCUCGACCUGACGCCCAAGAACUUCGACAAGGAGAUUCUGAAGUCGGGCAAGCCCGCAUUGGUCGAGUUCUUCGCGCCAUGGUGUGGCCACUGCAAGUCCCUGGCGCCCAUCUAUGAAGAGCUGGCUGCCAGCUUCGAGGGCGCCAAGGACAAGGUCAUCAUCGCCAAAGUGGACGCCGACGAGCACAAGGAGCUCGGCAAGAAAUACGAAAUCUCAGGCUUCCCUACGCUGAAGUGGUUCGACGGCACGGGCAAGUCGAAGCCAGAAGACUACAAGAGCGGUCGUGAUUUGGACAGCUUGACGGCAUUCAUCACGGAGAAGACUGGGGCAAAGGCGAAGAAGGCGAAGACUGCCGCCAGCCAGGUCGAGCACUUGACUGACAGCACUUUCAUUGAGAAGAUUGGCAAGGACCAGGACGCUCUCGUGGCAUUCACUGCGCCAUGGUGUGGACACUGCAAAUCGCUCGCGCCCACCUGGGAGAAGCUCGCCGCUGACUUUGUUCACGACGACAACGUCCUCAUUGCCAAGGUUGACGCCGAAGCACCAAACGCAAAGGCCACCGCCGAGAAGUUUGGCGUCAAGUCUUACCCAACCAUUCUCUACUUCCCCGCCGGAUCGACCGAAUCGCAGCCAUACGAGAGCGGCCGCAGCGAGGAGGAUCUUGUCAAGUUUGUCAACGAGAAGGCUGGCACUUAUCGGUCCCCUGGCGGUACUCUUAAUGCCCUCGCUGGUGUCAUCCCAUCCCUCGACGCCACAGUUGCCAGCCUCUCGACUGGCGGCGACAAGGCAUAUAAAGAGUUGAUCAAGCAAGCCGGCAAACUGCAGGGAAAGUACGCCGAGUACUACACCAAGGUUGCCAAGAAGGCGCAGGAUAACCAGGGCUACGUUGAGAAGGAGCUCACUAGGUUGACGAACUUGAUCUCGAAGGGUAGCCUUGCACCAGAGAAGUUGGACGACCUGACCAGCAGGAAGAACAUCCUCAGCGUUUUCGCGGGCAAGGUGGCCGGUGCAGCGGAUAGCGUCAAGGAGGCUGCUGAGAGUGUGAAGGCUGAGCUUUAGAUGACCAAGAAUGACACGACUGUAAAUUUAGCAAAAAGCGGCUUUGGUUGGUUCAUGGACGACACAGACAUGUCUGAAUGAUGCGUCGUCGAUCGAGCGUUAUUUGACAUGAAUAGAAUCUGGAAAUGUGCUCACUCUUUUUGAUAGACAUCAACUCUUGCAAACCGUGUCCCAGUUCAAAUCAUCUAUAGUAUCUUGAGCAGA
This is a messenger RNA of Sphaerulina musiva SO2202, 1339 nucleotides long. RefSeq names its product disulfide isomerase. The transcript has 2 exons. Gene Ontology annotation, molecular function: protein disulfide isomerase activity. Lineage: Eukaryota; Fungi; Ascomycota; Dothideomycetes; Mycosphaerellales; Mycosphaerellaceae. The record is from RefSeq and is a predicted model, not a curated record. Gene Ontology annotation, cellular component: endoplasmic reticulum. Gene Ontology annotation, biological process: protein folding. The coding region runs from base 8 to 1135 and encodes 375 amino acids.